This is a messenger RNA of Glycine soja, 1983 nucleotides long. RefSeq names its product chaperone protein dnaJ GFA2, mitochondrial-like. Bases 240 to 1571 code for a protein of 443 amino acids. Gene Ontology annotation, molecular function: heat shock protein binding; ATP binding. NCBI's taxonomy places the organism in Eukaryota, Viridiplantae, Streptophyta, Magnoliopsida, Fabales, Fabaceae. Gene Ontology annotation, biological process: protein refolding; response to heat. Gene Ontology annotation, cellular component: cytoplasm. The record is from RefSeq and is a predicted model, not a curated record. The transcript is spliced from 18 exons.
GUCAUAAAAUAGUGAUGGCGCAGCCAAACACUUAUGAGGGACAUGAACCACAAACACUCGCAGAGUUCCAUUAACGUAGGAGCAGAGCUGAGCAGUUUGAUUUGCCAAUUCAAAGCUCAUCUUCCUGCUCUUACUAGAACCUUCCAAAUCAAUUUCCUCUAAUUAGGGUUUAUCUAGGGUUUAAUUACUCAUCCCAAUUCCCAAAACCAUAAUCCUACUUUCUCCUUCUCAAUACCCAAAUGCUUUGCUCCCAUGGCGUCACCCUCAUUAAUCGCCUUGCUCGUCGAUCUUUCUGUCACGCCAACGAUUCUGUUUAUCAAGCACUUUUCCAAAAGGGUUAUAGGGCAUUGAACUCUGGGCCUUGCAGUCCAGCUAGAGUUGUUGGUACUUUUGCAUCCAAUGUUGGAGAUGCCGUUAAUUUAAAGAAAUGGUUGCUAUUGGGAGCGGCAAAUAAAUAUUGGGGGGCAUCUAGAUCAAUUCAUGGCUCGGCAUCAUUGGCAAGAGACUAUUAUGAUGUUCUUGGUGUGAGUAAGAAUGCAAGUUCUUCUGAAAUAAAGAAAGCUUACUAUGGGCUUGCAAAAAAGCUCCAUCCAGAUACAAACAAAGAUGAUCCUCAAGCUGAAAAGAAGUUUCAAGAAGUUUCAAUAGCAUAUGAGGUUUUGAAGGAUGAGGAAAGGCGUCAACAGUAUGAUCAGCUUGGUCAUGAUGCUUAUGUAAACCAACAAAGCACUGGUUUUGGAGGCGAGGGUGGCUUCAAUCCUUUUGAGCAGAUAUUCCGUGAUCAUGAUUUUGUCAAGAGCUUCUUCCAUGAGAAUAUUGGUGGAGAGGAUGUCAAGACUUUUAUUGAACUAUCUUUUAUGGAAGCAGUACAAGGGUGCACCAAAACUUUGACAUUUCAAACGGAUGUGCUUUGUAAUGCUUGUGGUGGCAGUGGUGUUCCUCCUGGUACUAGGCCUGAAACUUGUAAGCCGUGUAAAGGGUCCAGAGUGUUAUUUGUACAAGCUGGCAUAUUCAGAAUGGAGAGUACUUGUGGUACCUGCAAAGGAACUGGAAAAAUUGUAUCGGAUUACUGCAAGUCUUGCAGGGGUGCAAAGAUUGUCAAAGGAAUGAAGUCGAUCAAGUUGGAUAUUAUGCCUGGGAUAGACAGCAACGAGACCAUAAAGGUUUAUAGAAGUGGUGGAGCAGAUCCUGAUGGAGAUCAACCUGGUGAUCUUUAUGUUACUAUCAAGGUUAGAGAAGACCCUGUUUUUCGCAGAGAAGGAUCUGAUAUUCAUGUAGAUGCUGUUUUAAGUAUCACUCAGGCAAUUUUGGGGGGAACUAUUCAAGUCCCAACUCUUACUGGAGAUGUUGUACUUAAGGUUCGCCCAGGCACCCAACCUGGUCAGAAAGUGGUUUUGAAAAAGAAAGGGGUCAAGACUAAAAAUUCUUGCACAUUUGGGGAUCAAUAUGUUCAUUUUAAUGUCAACAUCCCAACAAACCUGACACAGAGACAGCGUGAAUUAAUUGAAGAGUUUGCCAAGGAAGGACAAGAGGAAUGUGAUAAACGGAGAGCUGCUUCGGCUUCUGGUUGAAAACUUUUGCAGAAUCUCCUCUAUUUGUUUAUUGUCAAGUCAUAUGCUCAACUAGGUGGGAACCCACUUGUUAGAAGUUUUGUAGGAGCAUUAAAGUUUUUUUUUUCUUUGCCCCAUCCACAUAUAGUGUAUGUAAUAUUUUUUUUUUUGUCACAAGUGAUGUUAACAAUUUAAAUUUUAAGGUCAGUAUUUAGAAGACAAUUCCCUUGUGGUUAUACAUCAGUGGAAUACUAGUCAUGUUGUACAUAUUUUUUCUUUUAGCAGGAGUGCAAGUCACAAACUGUCAUUCUUUUUGUACCAUGGGUAGAAGAGCUUGGUUAAACUAGGCUUUACAAGGUCUAAGAUUGGCAUGCAUCUUAAUCUAAAGUUUGGACGAGGCCGGUUUACAUGACAGGCCUUUAUUUUUUUUCCA